UAAAUGUUUUAAUAACACACGAUUUAGGUAACACAACGCUGUUUAUUUUCCUGAUUUUUGGGGGGCGUAAAAAAAAUUAUUUUGUGUUGUGGACGCAGCGCACCCAGAAAGCCUUUCGCGUCGCCCGCCCCUGUCACGUGACGCAGGGAUUUAUUUUAACCUCGAGCCAAAGGCGGCAAAAAAAUACCCGGAGGAAGAGAGCGCGAGUGUCGGCGGUUGGAGCGUCUGCCUCCCGGAGACGGCUGUGUCUGUGCUGCAUACACUCAUCUACCCCCUGGGGGGGGAAAUUAAUACGGACUGGAGUUUUAACAAUGACCACCAAUACGAAGCACACACUUGAUGUCAAUAAACGUACUCAAACCAUAAAGAGUUUCUUUACUAGCGGAGCUACAAGUAACACAACGGUGAGGCGAACUUUACAAGUGAUUCAGCCGCUUGCUACUUCAGAUCAACUUGUUGGCAGGCUAAAUGAGUCCUACAAGCACACUCCCAAAAGAAAACACUGGAAUGAUGAUCAACCAAAGAACUGCAAGAAAUCGCGCACACAGAUUGCUCAAGAUAACACAGAAUGCAGUGAUGAGAAUUCAGAAAGUCAAGCCAUGACAAAAGAAGCAUAUCAACUUCUAGUUAAAACUAAUCCAAGUUCCAUCUACUGGAAGGAGUUGGCAGAAGAGCGAAGGAAAGCCCUGUUCAAAGUUUUACAAGAAAAUGAAAAGCUGCAUAAAGAAAUUGAACAUAAAGAUGAAGACAUUUUGAAGUUACAGAAAGAGAACCAGGAGCUUGCAGAGUUAGCAGAGCAUGUGCAGUAUAUGGCUGAUCUGAUUGAGAAGCUAACUGCACAGAGUGCUGAUGACCAGGAAGCUGUGCCAGAGCAGGAAGUUGAGCCAGAGCAGGCUACAGAAGGAGCACCUCUCGAUGAGAAUUCUGAGAUCGUGUCUGAAAAAGAAGAUUAGAUAUAUUAUUCUAGACUGCUUUAAAAAGCUGCUGACGCCAAAGGGGAGGGAGACUUAUUUCCCCUGCAUACAGUGCUGCAAAGAACUGCCAGUUAUCUGAACUGCCAUCCUGUCUUUAGUACGAGUGGUCUUAUGGAAUGUUUCAUGCAUAUUUUGAUAAUUGCAUGUUUAAAAUAUUCCUUUUUGUAUAAGGAACUAUAAUUAGGUAGUCAAUAAAAUUGAUGGACAAGGUUUUGUCUUUUUUUGGCAUGUAAAUGCAUUCCAGGAAGAUGUAUAUUUAAGAAUUUAUGCUUUUGUUCUCAUUUUAGUGUAUACACCAUUUUGUGUAAUAAAUUACUACUUAAAAGUUUU
Molecule: messenger RNA, 1304 nt
Organism: Chiloscyllium plagiosum (whitespotted bambooshark)
Lineage: Eukaryota; Metazoa; Chordata; Chondrichthyes; Orectolobiformes; Hemiscylliidae
Gene: gmnn
Product: geminin DNA replication inhibitor
Biological process (GO): negative regulation of DNA replication; negative regulation of cell cycle
Cellular component (GO): nucleus
Source: RefSeq, a predicted model, not a curated record